Messenger RNA from Salvia miltiorrhiza (redroot sage), 1570 nucleotides. RefSeq names its product stemmadenine O-acetyltransferase-like. Lineage: Eukaryota; Viridiplantae; Streptophyta; Magnoliopsida; Lamiales; Lamiaceae. The transcript has 2 exons. The record is from RefSeq and is a predicted model, not a curated record. Bases 117 to 1454 code for a protein of 445 amino acids.
AACACAUGAUUCCCGUGAUUAAUUAUGUUGUUUUGAUGAAGCAACCCAUACAAAGUUUCUACAUAUAACUUCAUCACAUCAACCUAAGUAACCCAAAAUAUUCUCGAAAAAGAAUAAUGGAACGCGAAAUAAUCUCAAGCGAAAGCGUGAAGCCAUCUUGUCCGACGCCCCAAAAUCUCCGACGCUACAAGUUUUCGAUGCUGGACCAGAUUUUCCCCCCAAUGCCAAAUCCAUGCGUCGUCUAUUUCCGAUGCACAGCGCAAUUAAUCAAUGAUCCAGAUUCAUUCACUUCUCAUCUAACGGAGCAGCUGAAGCGAUCGCUAUCCGUUAUGCUGACCCGAUUCUACCCGCUGGCGGGUAGAGCGAGCGGAGAGGGCGAAUUUAUUGACUGCAACGACGAUGGCGUUCCCUUCACUGUCGCCAGAUUCAGAGGUCACAAGCUGUCGGAGCUUCUCACAAGUCCCCGCCCCGAUCUCCUGCUUCCGUGCGCUUUAGACUGGGGAACUAAGCCGGGCCCCGAUUCCGCCGUCGCGCUGAUACAAGUCAGCUGUUUCGACUGCGGUGGCUUUGCGAUCGGAGUGGUUUUCUGGCAUAAGGUGGUGGAUGGGGUGACUCUGCUGGUUUUUCUUCGGUCGUGGGCUGCGACGGCGCGUGGAGGUAAAGAGCCGGUUUGCCCCAACUACAUCGCGCAGGAUAUGUUUCCGCAGAAAGAGCAAAUGCCGGUGCAGCUUGGCUCCGCCGCCGAUAUCGCCAAGAUUGGGAAAUCAAUCGUAAGAAGGUACGUAUUUUACAGCUCAGCAAUAUCAUCACUGAAAUCUAAAGUAUCCGACGUGGAACGCCCCUCGCCAGUUGAAGUCGUGUCAGCCCUAAUAUGGAAGUGCUUCAUGUCUGCAUCUCUUGCAAACGGCAAAUCUACUUCACUUCUCACACAAACUUUGGACCUCCGUCGCCGAGCCCGACCCCCCUUCCCCGCGGAAUGCUUUGGCAAUUUCCUAACGCUGGCGCCGGCGACAAGCAACAACAACGAGAACGCCGAGCUGGGAGCACUAGUUAGAAAAAUGAGAGACUCCAUAAGCAAGGUCGACGACGAUUACAUCAACAGGAUGCGCGGUGACAGAGGAUUGAUGGGAUAUUACGAGAAUCUCCAACUACUAUGGACGGAAUAUUCUCAAGAAUUCGAUUUUUUGCCCAUCUCAAGUGUGUGUGGACUUGAUGCUUAUGAUGUUGAUUACGGAUGGGGGAAGCCAGUGUGGUAUAGUAAAUGCGAUAUUAGCAAUGAAUCGGAGGUGUGGAAUAGGGUUUGGUUGAUAGACACUAGAAACGGCGAUGGGAUAGAAGCGUGGGUGAUUCUUGAAGAUAAAUAUAUGUCGGUUUUCGAUCAAGUCGAGGAGUUGAGAGCUCUUGCUUCUGUUGAUCCUUGUCCCACUUCACAUAUAUAUAGAUCACGAUUUUAAGUGAUCGAUGGUGGUUUGGGGUUAAAUUGAGGGGAUAUAUGUUUCAUUAAUUUGUUUAAUUAUAUGUAUACUAUCUUGUGUCAAUUUGUUCUAGCUCCUAUUUACUCUUUUAUGAA